AUGACCUUAUUGAAUUCAGUUGCCCGGGCUGCCAGUCUCGUGUUAAACAGGUGGUUCAGUCGUUACACGAUGGCCAGUAAUCACCAGUGUGGUUUAGCUGUAGCACUAAACGAAAAGUCAUUACCACCUCCCCCUGAAUUUAUUAAACAUCGUGAAGAGUUAUGGAAUAAACUGAAAAGGGAAUAUGAUGGUUUCGUUGCUUCACAACCACGUUCACCUGUUCAGAUCACUCUACCAGAUGGAACUAUUGUGGAUGGAAAAGCCUGGGAAACUACUCCAAUGGAAGUGGCCAAAAAUAUUAGUAAAACUUUGGCUGAACAUGCUGUAAUCGCUAAAGUCAAUGGAGAAUUAUGGGAUUUAUUACGCCCUUUUGAAAAGAGUUCUAGCCUUGAGAUUUACAAUUUUGAUCACAAAGAUGGUCAAUAUGUAUUUUGGCAUUCAUCUGCCCAUGUUCUCGGUGAAGCCUUAGAACGUUGCUAUAGUGGACAUUUAUGCUAUGGACCACCUGUUGAGGAAGGAUUUUAUUAUGAUAUGUGGGUCCCUAAUCAACAACACUCUGGUCUCGGUCCAGAAGAUCUCUCUGUUGUGGAAAAUGUGUGUCAUAGUAUUUGUAAAGAAAAUCAACCAUUUGAACGUUUAGAAAUGAAAAAAGAAGAUUUAUUGAAAAUGUUUGCCUACAAUGAAUUCAAAUGUCGGAUAAUUCGCGAUAAGAUAGAUACACCAACUACUACAGUUUAUCGAUGUGGUCCUCUUAUCGAUCUCUGCCGUGGACCACAUGUUAGACAUACAGGUUGUAUAAAGGCUCUAUCAGUCACCAAAUGUAGUUCCUCUUAUUGGGAGGGUCGCACGGACGCGGAAACUUUACAACGUGUCUAUGGUGUUUCAUUUCCAGAUCCAAAACGUUUGAAAGAAUGGAAACACAUUCAGGAAGAAGCAGCUAAACGUGAUCAUCGUAAACUUGGAGUUGAACAAAAAUUGUUUUUCUUUCAUGAAUUAUCUCCUGGUAGUUGUUUUUUCUUGCCUGCUGGUGCACAUAUCUAUAAUACAUUAGUUUCAUUUAUUCGUUCUGAAUAUUGGAAACGUGGUUUUCAAGAAGUAAUCACUCCAAAUAUUUAUAAUUCUGCAUUAUGGGAACAAAGUGGACAUUGGCAACAUUAUAGUGAAAAUUUAUUUAAAAUUGAAGUUGAGAAGCAAAUAUUUGGUUUAAAACCUAUGAAUUGUCCUGGUCAUUGUUUAAUGUACGCGAAAGAGAUUCGUUCACAUAAAGAAUUACCAUUGCGUUUUGCUGAUUUUGGUGUAUUACACAGAAAUGAAUUCUCAGGUGCUUUAUCUGGUCUUACUCGUGUUCGUCGUUUUCAACAGGAUGAUGCGCAUAUAUUUUGUCGUGAAGAUCAGAUUAAAGAUGAAAUCAAGAGUUGUUUGGAUUUUUUGGGUCAUGUGUACGGUUUAUUUGGUUUCUCGUUUGAAUUAUACUUAUCUACUCGUCCAGAGAAAUUCAUGGGUGAAAUUGAAAUGUGGGAUCGUGCUGAAAAGGUAUUGUUUUCCAGCGUUUUAUAUCCAGUGUAUACAAAAUAAGUUAAUUUUUCAGUGAUUCCAUUAUAAUGAAAGAAGAGGGCUUUAAGACAAGUGAUUUUUGUGUUGCAUUAUGUCCUUGUUUCUUUAUGAUUCACAACUUGAUUUUAGAUGUUGUCUGAAUUCUGCAAGAUUCCUGAACAAUUGUAUCUAAGUCUUAUACACGUUAGUCAGUCAGUCAUGCACCACAUAGAACCUGGCACACAUGUACAUCGAUCCAAGUUGUCAUACCAUGCUAUAACAGCGAGAUAAAAUUGUUUCAAGACAAAUUUCACAGUAGUAGAUGUAGUAACAGCAUCAGUAGUAGUAGAAAAGUUUAUUUAUAAAAAAUAUAAUAGAAUCGUAAAAAUAAUCUUCGGGACUCAGGUUCUAAAGAAAGACAAGAAAUAAAUUCAUCUGCACCAACCAAGUAGUCAACACCUAUAAAUAUGGCUCAAUGAAAUUAACAGUGACUGCAAUGAAAAUAUACUGAUGCCACACUUUUGUUUUGCUGCUCCUAGCAUUCUUCCAGUCUACUCCUACACUAACUACCAUCACGCGUUAGUAGUAGUUUAUGUUGGAAUAAUCAUAGAUCCACACUAUCGAGUUGAUUGUUUACAGUAACAGUUCACUAUUUUAUCGACUGCAUUCAAAGUUCAUUAUCGAAACAUUCAUACACAUAGAUGUGAGUAAUUUUUCCCUGUCGAUAGCUUUCCUUCCCAAUUGGAUAAAACUUAUUUUCAACCGUUUUUGAUAUUGUCAAUAUGAAUUUUAAGAAUAUAUACAGUAUGUUCCCCAGAAGUAUUCCUUAAAUAAAGUAAAGAAUUAAAUGUUCAUAUACUCACUACCCUAUGCCUAAAUAUAUUCAUUAUAAUAAUUUCUAGUUGAAAAAUUAUUAAAUUUCCACAGCAUUCAUUAAUCUUUAGAUUAUUUCGAACAACAGAUUGAUUAGUUUAAACAACGGAUCAACAGUAGCGUAAAAUUCAAAUUCAUAAUCGCUGUAUUAUCUAAAGGUUAUUCAGUCGAAUUACUUGACUGUCAGUCAUUUUGUGUCGUUACAAUUUAUCAGAAAAAAAAGAUAAUUCUAUCUACUUUAUGUGUUUCUGACACUAGCAUCAAUUCCAAAGGCCGUAUAUACUUUCUCAAUCAAAAUAAUGUAUGUGUAAGUGUUUUGAAGCAGAAUUGGAUAGUUGCUACAACUUUAAUGCAGGACACACAUUUCGUCGCAUUCGGGACUCAUCAGCUGGAUGUAAUUUUCACAUCCAAGUGUUGAUAUUCAUUGAGGGACUCAAACUUAAUACAUUUCACUUUAAACACCAACUUAUUUUCUAUCCAUUUUCUCACUUAGUCUAAAUAGCUAUUGGUUUGUUCAACGGGAAUAAAUCAUCAUUCAGUAGUAAGGGUUUAGAUCUUCUGGUUGUUGGAAUCAGUUGGUGAAUGGAUAUGGCAUUGGUGUCUAAGGCGAAGGGCAGUGGGUUUGAGUCCCGGGUUGAAUAAUAUACUUGGAUGCAGGUACUUCCAGAUGACGAAUCCCAACUGUGAUAGUAUGCGUUUCCUGGAUUCCAUUGCUAACUACUGUCCAGCUCUGCCUAAAAUACUUGUGAGUUAAUGACAGUUUCAAGGUAAUCCGCGCAAUAUGCACAUAUGACAAGAGUCUGAACAGUUGCAGAUAUUAACACCAAUAACCGAGAGUAUAUAUAUAUAUAUAUAUCCUUAAUCCAUGAAGUGCGUGCAUAUAUUAGUUCUUUUUUGUUUGCUUGCUUGCUUGUCUAACUAUAUGUUAGCAACUAAAAGAAAGUUUAGAUGAAGUUGGUCUGAAAUGGGAGCUUAAUCCUGGUGAUGGUGCAUUCUAUGGACCCAAAAUCGACAUAACCAUAAUGGAUGCUUUACGUCGUCGGCAUCAAUGUGCAACAAUACAAUUAGAUUUUCAAUUACCAGUCAGAUUUAAUCUUUCUUAUGCCAGGUAUGCUUUAUCUAUUUUUAAAUCAAUUAUGAAUCAGUCUUAGCAACUAUUUGUAUGUAGAUAUAGUUAGUGAUUUUAUUGUAAUAUUCAUUCAGUUAGUAAUUCGGCAACAGAACCUGGUACGUAUGUGCAACAGUUCAAAUCAAUUAGAUUUUCAAUUACCAAUCAGAUUUAAUCUUGCUUAUGCGAUAUAUGCCUUAUCUAUCUUCUAUCAAUAAUGAGUCAGUUUUUCUCAUCAUGAUUUCAGUUUUAGCAAUUAUUUGGGUGUAGAUACAGUUAGUGAUUUUAUUGUAUUAUUCAUUCAGUUAGUCAUUCGGCAACAUAGAGCGUGGUACAUAUGUGCAACAGUUCAAAUCAUUACAUCAUAUUAUCUACAAUUGUUAUGCAUAUAUCAAAUAUCUAAAGAUGACGGUGUAACUGUGUCGUGUUUUCUUUUAAUGCAAAGAUAAGAGAGAUCACAAACGACCUGAUAUCUCUAGCUACACUUGUGCAUGUUAUUAUCAUUCGGAAUUAGGUACGUGUGUCAUAGAAACGAAUGAUGAAGAAUAAUUGUUGAUCAAAUAAGUUCUAUACGUAGCUGGAUUUUUCUCAGUAUAAAUGUCUCAAUUUUAUGGGACUAAUAUGUCUUCUUAAAUGAAAGCUCAAAUCAGUUUCCUUGACACUUCUAAUAACCAUUAUCAGUCUACACGGCAAAUUGAGCGCUAGAGUAAAGGCUCGGAAUGUGAGAAGAACGCUUUACUCCAAGAUUAGUUCAUGUAGAGAAAGUCGAGGAUAUUCAUAGUGUUUCAGAUAGCUCUGGGCUUCUGGGAGAUUCUGGAAUCGUACUAAAUAUAGUCGCAGCAUUGGUAAUUUUCCAGUCAGAAAUGUGACACAUGACUCUUCACUUACCAUAUGUUUUUGACGAAUAUCUCUUAAACACUGAUUGGAUAAGAUGCUUUACAGCGCUUUAAGUGUCCCUCUGGACUUUCUCGAUGAACUUUUCUCCCCAACAAGCACAUAUGCUAAGGACAACUCAAGUUAUCCAGCUUUUCUCUUUGUUAUUACGUGUCAGUUCUUCAGAGAAAUAAUCUCUAUGACAUUUUGCUAUGUCAUACUUCUGUAAUGAUCUUUGCUGUUAUCAUCUCAUUGGUUGUUGUCGCAUUUUUAAGGUUUGGUUCGUCAUAUGCCUGAAAGUCAUUGCAUGUUACUAUAGAACAAGAGUUAUUCUUUUCUCAUCGUUCAACAUCUGUACGGAAUUUAAAGUUAUCCCGUCCGCUCUAGUUAUAUUGAAUUACCACAGUGUUAUUUUUAUUAUUGCGUGUCAAAUGUUCGGUCUAUUUGAUUUUUUUUGUUGCGUUAUACCAGAAAAAUCUUAAAAUCGUUCACAGAUAAGAAUUUAUCGUAGGCUAAUUGGAAACUUUAAUAGGCUUAAUCGUUUUAUCAAUCAUUUAACAAUAUAAACACGUCUACUAUAAGUAACAUAAUGGAAUAGGUGAUCUGAAAUUGUUUCAUUCACUGCACUUCAUCUAAUGUCUCAAUGACGUAGUGAUUAUAAAGAAUACCGAAUCAUUAGUUAAUGAGCUUAACUUUCAACUGGGUAUUAACAGUUUUCAACAAUCGCAUUUUGCUUAAUUCAGUUUUAGUCACUCACAUAAGAUCACGCUAGAAAUUAAUACUUAAAUUCUAAUAUAUCCUCUUAUACUUCAUUGGAAUAAUUUUUAAAUCAUUAUUUGACCUUAAAUUUCUAUCGAUGUCAAUGUAACUAAUGCUUUUGUCAAGCUUUUCUUUUUAGUUGUUGUUAUUAAGUUAAGGUAGUUGAAAUUACAUUGACAGCAAAUCUUAAAUCUGUUUUGUGUUAGUGGAUAUUUGUUAACAAACGUAUCUCUAAUCUUAUAGGUCCUGACAUUCUUCAUUAAUGCAUAUACAGUAUCAUAGUCUGAGAUGUUACAACUGUACUCUUCAAAUUCUUGUUGACUUCUUAUAGGACUGAGAUAUUUAUAUUUAUUUAUUUCAACGUAGUAUAGAAUAUAUUUGUCAAGUCUUUUGUGUUUCUCGAAUUUAACUGUUACUUGCUAUCAAAUUCUUUGUGUAUUAUUCACUCUUCCAUUGAUUUCUCAUCGUUGAUUUAAAUAUUUGUGAGAUUUUAAAUUCAUCUGCUCUUGUUGUACAUAUUCUUUGUUCCUGCUGUUAUCCUCUAGAGUGUAUCUGUCGUGCGUGUACAGUAUCCCGUUACUAUAUAAUUUUACUCUUUGAAAAUAGGGCUGUAGAUCUAAAUUUAAAUUCUCAAUAUACAUACGAUAUGCUUAUAAUGCAUGCAUUGUACCCAUAUUCUUAACUGUAUAGUUUAUUUUCUGGAUCAAAUCUAUUUUUUAAAAGGGAAGACGAGUGUAGUGUAUGCUACUUAUAUCGAAAAAUAUAAGCAAUAUGUAGCAGCAGCAUUCGGAAGUGGAAUGCCUGUCAGCAGAGGAUUGAGAAGAUCGAAUUGAAGAGAACAGAAAGGAAGACAGAGUAAUUGUAAUAACAACAGGAUUGAAAUAAUCGUGUAAAGGACAACCGAAGGAAAAUUUGCAAAUCAUGUAUUUAUUGCACGAUUUUAAUGCUUUACGAAAGCGCUUUGUGAUUUCGCACUAAUCAAUGAAUUGAUUGUCUCCACCGAUUCCUCGGUCACUCCACUACUACUGAAAUAAUUAUUCUUAAACCAAUAGAAUAAUAUUGUUUCCAAAUCGAUUCUCACCUCAGGUUUUUAUUCCGAACGGUUACAUGAGCUAAAGAUAUGAGCGUUGUGAGGAAAAAAACAAACAUAGUUGAAUUCUUCGAUAAUCUAACUUAGUAGUUGUGUAAGAGUUUGCUGUAGGUAGCCUUUUCGUUUCUAUCUAUUUUAUAUACAUAUUUACUCAUAUUAUAUCCUAAUAACUUUUCAUCUGUACAUGUUGUUUUUUCUUUAUCAGUGAAACUGAUAAUCCUUCUGGGAGUGAUAAUAAUUAUAAUAAUGUAUCGAACACAACAAAUGGUAUAUCUGACCAUCAUGAAGCAACCAAUCAUCAAACUGACUUAAACAUUCACCGACCUGUCAUUAUUCAUAGAGCUAUUUUGGGUUCAGUCGAGCGAAUUAUAGCGAUUCUCACAGAAUCUUAUGGAGGUAAUAUUUGUAUAUAUGUAUAUAUAAGUGUAUGAAGACGAAGGAAUAGUUUUCAGUUCAUUACGGGUUAUCUAUUUUAUAGCUCCUCGUUAGCCUACAUUUUUUAAAUCGACAGUUCGGAAAAAAAUUACUAAUCGAAAUCCCGGAUUUCUUCUUUCCUAAUUCGCGAAUCCUAGUUCGCCUAUCGACUUAUUGCUCAAUUUAACCAUUAGGAUAACUAGGCUUGCACGAUUAACCUUCAGGAUCAACAAAAUAAUUUCGAUCAUCACUGGUCCACCGAUAUAAACAUAUACAUUUUACUAUUCUUAGUCUUCAAUCCGAUGAUGCAACUCCGAAAACAGAUGGUGCAGUAGUAUAUCUUUUAUGAAUCAACGAAUACAAUAAUAUGGAUUAAUUUUCUGGGUUGCACAUCGAUAUGACUAUGAAAUUACAAAGUUAGUAUAACUACGCCAAAUGUGCAAGUAAAUGGAGGAGAAUUACGUAUGUUUGAUUAGCCAUAUUUAAAGAAUAAUAAAACUUGUACAGCAGUAAUUUAUAGAUCCACUGGAAGCUUACAAUAAGUAGAAUACAGACGCACAAUAAUUCAGUUCUCUAAUGAUUAUACAAUACCAAUCUAAAUGAUAAAUAUAUAUUAGUUGUUUGGAUUUACCCAUUGAUGUUUAACACUAAUUGAUCAGUCUCUUUUGGAAUAUAUGGAUCCUAUGCCGAUUGCCUCGAUAGUGCCAUCAAGCCACAAGCAUUGUAAGCAGGGAUGGAUAGUGGCUAGCGGUGGAACUGAGGAAGCGGGUUUUAUUCUGUUUGAGACUCCUCAGCUGGAUGUACCUAGGUCCUAGUAACCCGUAAAAUAAAAUAGCCCCAAAAGUUACGCUUUCUUUGAACUUCCAUCCGUCCCAAUAUUGUAUGUGUAUAUAUCAUAUCAUAGGGAAAAACAGGAUAUUCUGUUAUAAUUUAUUUUAUAUAUGAUUCACCUAUAUUUUAUUCAUUUUGCAUAUUUUUUUCUCUUGUACUGUCCCAGGGAAAUGGCCAUUUUGGCUUAGCCCCCGUCAAGCUUUAGUAAUCCCUGUUGUUUCAGCAUGUGAUGAAUACGCGAUAGAUGUAACAAAUCGUUUACAUGAUGCCGGCUUUAUGGUUUCCGUUGACACAGAUCCUGGUCGUACUUUAAAUAAAAAAAUUAGAAAUGGACAGUUGCUUCAAAAUAAUUUUAUUCUAGUGGUUGGUGAAAAAGAAAUUACUAAUGGAACUGUCAAUGUUCGUACACGGGAUAACAAAGUUCAUGGUGAGCAUCCUGUUGAACAUGUUAUUGAACGUUUUCGUCAGUUGGCGGCAUCAAGAACGCUGGAAGCAGAACAAGAAUUUUAAUGAAAUAUACAAGUUACUAAACUAAUUUCAGUGUAAUUGAACAUUGUCAUUGUUAAUUCCAUUAUGUGUAUUACA
Schistosoma curassoni is the source of this 8066-nucleotide messenger RNA. NCBI's taxonomy places the organism in Eukaryota, Metazoa, Platyhelminthes, Trematoda, Strigeidida, Schistosomatidae. The record is from the annotation of a GenBank genome assembly.